AUGGUCAAGGUGAUGAAGGGCUUACCAACUUUGAAAAAGUUGAUUGAGGAGGCUAUUGAGAAGGCUGAAAAGUCCCUCCAAGCCGAAAAAGAUAAACUUGAAUGCCCUGUUAAGUAUAAGGGAAAUGAGUCCACUUGCCAGUAUUUUGGUAAGCUGAUUAAGGAAGCUGAAAAACCUGAAAAUAACCAGAAAUCUAAUAAUGCGUCAAAUUUAGAGCUAUAUAAAACUGCUGUAAAAUCAUGCUCCGAUUCCCACUCCCGUCGUUAUGACGAUGCUACUAAGAAAGCUUUGCAGGACAUUGACUCCAAGUUGGAGCAGGUUAAAAAGCUCAAAGAGAGUCUUACUGGAUUGACUGAAAAAAACAAUUGUAAAGACCUUUUAGAGAACCUCUGUUCCGGCCUCGAAAAAUUCCUCGGCUUCAACUCUGCUACCAAAGGCUACACCGGCACUGGGAUUGUGUACUCUGACCUUGAUAGGCUGUGCGACGGGGUGAUGGCGUUUUUGAGUGGUGUGCUUGAGGCGGUGAAAAACACUCAGACAUACAAUGUCGGUAAAAAUACAUUAAAUUCGGUAAGUGAUGAAAUUAACAAACAUCUUUGCUCAGGGCACGAGGGUUUUAAGAAGCUUUUCACCGUGUUGCCUGCUGGCAUCGCGGAGUAUAACAGGGAAGUGCAGCAGUCUAACAAUAGAGUUAGAAGCAUUGUAACUACAAUGCAGAGCAAUAUGCAGCAGCUUGAAAAUAAGGUGAGUGAAAUAACUAUAGUUAAUGCUGUUGCAGGUAAUUCCAAGCAAAUAGGACAAGCAGAACUGGCGGUUAAAGAGAGGUUGGGUGAGUGCUGGGAAUAUGCUGAGAGCUUCACAAAUGAUUUAGAUAUUAACACAAAUUCCAUUGAUAAUAGAAACGCGAUUAAUGAUCUUAAUAGUAGCUUACGUGAAAAGAUCGAAAAUGUACGUGUGACGAUAGAGCAUGAGACUAAGCGUCUCACUGAGCUGUCUAAGAAGGAACGUGAGGAGUUAACGGCGACGAAAGAUUUUUUAUAUGCAGAGAUAGAUGAGCUUAAGAAGCGUUUACAUACGACAAUUGAUAAGCAUAUAAAGGAUCUUGUGGAGCAAUUGAAAAAAUCAGUGAGAGAGAUUCUCGGUCAGCUGGAGAGCCUUGGCACUAGGUUUCGGGACCAUAUCGAAUCAUUACGCAAAUGGAUGGAGCAGGCGGAGAAUCUAAUAGAUGAUGCCGAAAAAAAUGUUGAUC
Babesia bigemina is the source of this 1249-nucleotide messenger RNA. RefSeq lists its product as hypothetical. Lineage: Eukaryota; Apicomplexa; Aconoidasida; Piroplasmida; Babesiidae. The record is from RefSeq and is a predicted model, not a curated record. The annotation marks the transcript as partial. The transcript has 2 exons.